AGUGUGCGUGAAUGUGAGUGAACAGGUGAUCUAUGCCUUGGACUAGAUUUAUCUCCAACUUCCCAGUGAUCGGAUCCAUGCCAUAGGUUAAUUUUUUACUCCUCUGCAACUAUCAUAUGGAUGUCAGGAAAAUGAAUAUCGGUCAUUAUAAUCGUGGAUGUGCGAGCGAUCAUCUCGUCCCAUUCGCGCUCAUGUGUCAAAAGCUUUAUUGAAUAGCCGACUCGGAGGCUCUGACGGCUCUAGCUGCUGUUAGCUUCCGCCCCUGCUGGGAGACACGCCUGGGCCGAGCUCACAACCGCUAUCAGCCCGUAAUGGCCGGAAUGACGGACAAUAUUCCUUUGCAGCCGGUACGGCACAAAAAACGCCACGACAACAAGCAUAAAAUCGGGUGCUGCCCCUGGUCGAGGUGCUGUGGAUCAGGGGAAUUUCGCCCUCGGACAGUUUGGCUGGGACACCCCGAGAAGAGGGAACAGCGGUACCCGAAGAAUGUCAUCAAUAACCAAAAAUAUAAUUUCUUUACCUUUCUGCCUGGGGUGCUGUUUAACCAGUUCAAGUACUUCUUCAAUCUGUACUUUCUGCUGCUGGCCUGCUCUCAGUUUGUGAAUGAGCUCAGACUCGGGGCUCUCUACACAUACUGGGUUCCACUGGGCUUUGUUUUGAUCAUCACGAUAGUGAGGGAAGCAGUGGAAGAAAUCCGAUGUUAUCUGCGGGACAAAGAGGUCAAUUCACAGAUUUAUAGCAAGCUCUGUACAAGAGGAACCAUGAAGGUGAAAAGUAGUGGCAUCCAGGUCGGAGAUCUUAUCAUCGUUGAAAAGAACCAACGUGUUCCUGCUGACAUGAUCUUCCUACGGACGUCUGAAAGGAACGGCUCGUGCUUCCUGAGGACUGACCAGCUGGAUGGAGAAACAGACUGGAAACUGCGCCUCCCAGUGGCCUGCACGCAAAGACUUCCGACUGCAGCAGACCUUCUACAGAUCCGGUCAUUUGUGUACGCUGAGGAACCCAAUAUCGACAUCCAUAACUUCAUCGGUACCUUUACCAGAGAGGACGGAGACCCUCCUGUCAACGAGAGCCUGAGUAUUGAGAAUACGCUGUGGGCCAGCACUGUUGUUGCCUCAGGUACAGUGAUAGGGGUUGUGAUUUAUACCGGCAGAGAACUUCGCAGUGUUAUGAACACAUCCAAUCCAAGAAAUAAGAUUGGGCUUUUUGACCUGGAGGUAAACUGCUUGACCAAGAUUCUGUUCGGAGCCCUGGUGGUGGUUUCCCUGGUCAUGGUGGCUCUGCAGCACUUCGCUGGUCGCUGGUACCUUCAGAUCUUCCGCUUCCUGUUGCUCUUUUCCAACAUAGUGCCCAUCAGUUUGCGUGUGAACCUGGACAUGGGGAAGAUGGUGUUCAGCUGGAUGAUCAAGAAAGAUUCAAAAAUCCCUGGAACUGUGGUUCGAGCCAGCACCAUCCCAGAGCAGCUUGGACGGAUCUCGUAUCUCCUCACCGAUAAGACAGGAACUCUCACACAGAAUGAAAUGGUGUUCAGGCGUCUGCAUCUUGGCACCGUGGCAUAUGGAAUGGAUUCCAUGGACGAAGUGCAGAGUCAUGUGUUCAGCGCUUACACUCAGCCUCCACAUGACCAGCCAGCAUCCAGGGCACCAGUCACGACUAAGGUGAGGAAGACGAUCAGUAGUAGAGUGCACGAAGCGGUGAAGGCCAUCGCCCUGGUGCACAACGUGACACCCGUGUACGAGGGGAACGGCGUGACGGAGCAGGCGGAGGCUGAGCAGCAUUACGAGGACACAUGCAGGGUGUAUCAAGCCUCCAGCCCUGACGAGGUGUCACUGGUCCAGUGGACAGAGAGUGUUGGACUGACUCUAGUGGGAAGAGAUCAGUCCUCUAUGCAGCUGAGGACCCCUAGUGGUCAAAUCCUCAAUUUCACCAUCCUGCAGAUUUUCCCUUUCACCUAUGAGAGCAAGCGCAUGGGAAUCAUUGUGCGUGAUGAGACUACUGGCGAGAUCACAUUUUAUAUGAAAGGAGCUGAUGUUGUGAUGUCCGGAAUAGUACAAUACAACGACUGGCUGGAAGAGGAGUGUGGGAACAUGGCCCGUGAGGGGCUCCGAGUCCUCGUGGUGGCUAAGAAAUCUCUGACAGAGGAGCAGUAUCAGGAUUUUGAGGCCCGCUAUGUCCAGGCCAAGCUGAGUGUCCAUGACCGCUCACUUAAGGUGGCUACAGUCCUCGAGAGCCUGGAGAUGGAGAUGGAGCUGCUGUGUCUGACUGGGGUGGAGGACCAGCUGCAGGCUGAUGUGAGGCCAACGCUGGAGAUCCUGCGCAAUGCUGGCAUUAAAGUAUGGAUGCUGACAGGAGACAAACUGGAGACAGCCACUUGCACAGCCAAGAACGCCCACUUGGUGACCCGUAAUCAAGAUGUCCACGUCUUUAGGCCUGUGACCACACGAAGCGAGGCCCACCUCGAGCUCAACGCUUUCAGGAGGAAGCACGACUGUGCUCUGGUAAUAUCAGGAGACUCUCUUGAGGUGUGCCUGAAGUAUUAUGAGUAUGAGUUUAUGGAGCUGGCGUGCCAGUGCCCGGCUGUGGUGUGCUGUCGCUGUGCUCCAACCCAGAAGGCUCAGAUCGUCCGGCUGCUGCAGGAGCGCACAGGCAAACUCACGUGUGCUGUGGGGGACGGAGGAAAUGAUGUCAGCAUGAUCCAGGAAGCUGACUGUGGCGUGGGAGUGGAAGGCAAAGAGGGAAAGCAGGCUUCGCUCGCUGCUGAUUUUUCAGUGACUCAGUUUAAACAUUUGGGCAGACUGCUCAUGGUGCAUGGCCGAAACAGCUACAAGAGGUCGGCUGCCCUCAGUCAGUUUGUCAUUCACAGGAGCCUCUGUAUCAGCACAAUGCAGGCUGUCUUCUCCUCCGUUUUCUAUUUCGCAUCAGUUCCUCUCUACCAAGGCUUUCUCAUCAUCGGCUACUCGACUAUCUACACCAUGUUCCCUGUUUUCUCCCUGGUUUUGGAUAAAGAUGUCAAAUCUGAGGUGGCUAUGCUUUAUCCUGAACUCUACAAGGAUUUACUAAAGGGUCGGCCUCUUUCCUACAAAACAUUCCUCAUAUGGGUUUUGAUAAGUAUCUACCAAGGCAGCAUCAUCAUGUAUGGCGCUCUACUGCUCUUUGAGUCGGAGUUUGUGCACAUCGUGGCAAUUUCGUUCACCUCACUGAUCUUGACCGAGCUGCUCAUGGUGGCACUUACAGUGCAGACGUGGCACUGGCUCAUGAUUGUGGCUGAGCUCCUGAGUCUGGCAUGCUACAUCGCUUCACUCGUCUUCUUACACGAAUUCAUUGAUGUGUACUUCAUCACCACGCUUUCGUUCGUUUGGAAGGUGACCGUCAUCACGCUGGUCAGCUGCUUGCCCCUGUACAUCCUGAAAUACCUGCGCAGACGCUUCUCGCCUCCCAGCUACUCCAAGCUGACCUCCUAGAUCCAUUCAGCAAGAAAUGUAAACAGAAAGACGCAUUACCUGGGUGUGUUUGUUUUGUUUUGUUUAUUAAUUUAUUGUUGUGUGGGUGACAGAACCGAUUUGCACAGGCUUUUGUUUAUCUAGAUGCAGCAUUAAAUGAAUGUCAAUGACCGUUGUUGAUGGUUGUCUCAAACAUAAUGCAUGAUUUUGUGAAGAAUCUUCUCAUUUGUGCCAUUUGUAGUCACACCACAGCUAUGCAGCUGAGCUGGGCUCCUAGAGGGUCAUCAGAGCUGAAUCACGAGGGUACUUUUAUGCUUGAUUGCUUGAGUGAGUCACUCGUAAAGGCUAAACAUGCGGGUUACUGUAGCUACGGUUCGCACCGGAGCCUUCGAGAAUCCUGAGAGAGAUUAAUUUUGGUUUCAUGUAUUUUGCAAACAAGGUAGAGAAAAGGGAAACGAGAGGAAAUGAAUUAAUUUUGGUUGAGACUUGACCAUUUGAAAGGUAUUGCUGUGGAAAGUAUUCUUGAAAUGAAAUUAUGUUGAAUAUAAAGUGAUUGUGUGUGUGUGUGUGUGUGUGUGUGUGUGUGUGUGUGUGUGUGUGUGUGUGUACCCCUCUAGUUUAGUCGAGCUGUUUUGAUUAGCAUGUUGUCUCAGACAGUGGUGUAGGCUUGGGCGUAAGGUUACAGAAUACCACUGUGUUGUGUCUAAAGACCAUGGUGAGUGUAGCACCACAAACAAAAUGCUAUUUUAGCGCACAGCUCCUGUUUCUGCUCCUUCUAACCGUGUCCACUCUUGCGGUGACCUCUGGUUUCCCUCUGUCUCCGUGCAUGAAUGAGUAGAUUUCAGGCAAAACACUAACCACUUUUCCUACUUCUACUACACUCAGUCUGUGUCUUUCUAGAACACGCACUCACAGGGCCGAAUCACUUUGCGCGUCUACAUUUCACAUCAGGUGUGUACAUAAGCUAAACGAUCUAAUGUAUGCACUUAAUAUCAGUUAACUGUAUUUCAGUGUGUGGAUUUGUUCAAAGGUAAUUUUUUUGUAAGAUAACAAGAGUGACAGUUUGCCAUUUGUGCCACUUUGACCAUGUGCCAUAUUGACCACUUUUCUUGCAGUCGGGGGUGCCAACAUUUACAGUUUUGCUAUAGCUUUUAUAAUUUUUGAGCUUUUAUUUGGGGACACAUGAACACUUUUUUGUUAUUUUAGCUAUAGCAACAAUCCAAGCAAGAGUAACAUUCACCGAAGGGGAAAGGACAUAGGGCGUACAAGUAGCAGCCGAGUCUAUUUUUUUUCGACGUUAUGCACUGUUUAACUGAAACUUUGGGGGGGGGCAAAGAAGAAAAUGGCAUUCCUACUCGGAAAGUUGUGCUCAACCCUGAGUUCAACAUGGCUGCUCACGCUGCUAACACUAAACCAAGCAGCACUUUUUCAUUUUUGAAUGAGUUCAGUGCUGUUUCUAGUAUUUCCUUGAGACCAGUCAACUUCAGAGUUAAAGCUAGAACACUGACUAUAUAGUGCACUGUUUCUGAAGGAGAAAAUACACAGUUAGCCGAAUACGGAGGCGUCCAUGUCUGCUUUUUCCCCAAUUUGUGGCUUGAACUAACAGAUCAAAAAGUUCCAACUACCCACUUUUAAGUUUAGGUAAAAGUAGUGUUAUUUUAGGUGAACUUUAACAAGUGUAUUCACAAGCCUCAGUUUUAUGAAUCUAAAACAAGAAGGUGAUGAUGCGGUCUCUGACCUUUAAAAAAAAAAAAUGCAGGAUUUUUCUCUCUGAUGCUUGUUGUUAGCAAUGUUGGCACCUUUGCAUGCAAAAAGUUUUCUUUGUCUUUUAAGGACUCCUGGGUACAAUAAAUUACAUUUCAAGAAGGGAAUAACUAAAAAUUUAGAAAAACCUAAACAUAACAAAUCACUGUCAUGCUCUCCCAAAAAUAAUCAUGUGUAUUACAGUAAAUAGUCACUAAAUUAAUAAUAAUAAUAAUAAUAAUCAUUCAAACAAGCAAAAUAUUGUCAAAAACAAAGUAUCUCUCUGCUUUGAUUUUUGUUCACAGACUUUGUACUACUGCUGACUUUGCAGUAAAACGUAGACUAGAGUACAAUGCCAUGUGUUUCCUGUGAUUUCUGUUGCUGUUCUUGUUAUUUGUUUUGUAAAUGGCGGGACUACUUUUUAUUAGUCAAUGAAUUGUGAAUUGCUGUAUUGUAAAUAACAAAAAAAUGGAUUUUAUUUAUUAACAUUUCUAAUUUGCGUUGGAAUUUGCACACUUAUAACUGCAGAACAAAAAGGGACAAAAUAACUGAGUCGCAGUGGCGUUGAAAUAAAGAUGGAAUUUUCUUAUCAUGGA
Molecule: messenger RNA, 5779 nt
Organism: Hemibagrus wyckioides
Lineage: Eukaryota; Metazoa; Chordata; Actinopteri; Siluriformes; Bagridae
Product: probable phospholipid-transporting ATPase IIA
Exons: 28
Coding region: 312-3461 (1049 amino acids)
Biological process (GO): retrograde vesicle-mediated transport, Golgi to endoplasmic reticulum; endocytosis; phospholipid translocation
Cellular component (GO): trans-Golgi network; plasma membrane; endosome
Molecular function (GO): ATP binding; ATPase-coupled intramembrane lipid carrier activity; magnesium ion binding
Source: RefSeq, a predicted model, not a curated record